UAAAAACACCGCACAUAUACUGUCGCACGUACAUUUUAUACUUUAUCACGCAACAAACUGCAGUAGAAUUAAAUAAUAAAGAGCAAAUUUAGAUUUACUUUUGUUAUUGUUGUUGCUAUCGUAGCGCUGUGCGCGAGUUUAACCUUAUAUGGAGGGGGAGCGUGUUAAGUCCCCAGAGUGGGACAUAGGUGGGACUAAUUUCAAGCACAACCCCCUAGUCCACUGGGACAUGUCGGAUGGGUGGAACGAGGACUUGAAGUGGAUGACAGCAACUGGACUGGUCAUCCCGCAGAGUUUUGACCGAAAUGCCAAAGUAUCAAAAAGUCAGGGCAAGAAAUCCGGUCGCAAGCGCUCCCAAUCGUCUCAUCAAAAUUCUUCCAACUUUGAAGAUGGUUUUUCAAAGUCAAAGCCAGAACUGAAAAGUGGGAAGAUCAAAAGAACGAAGGCAGAUGAAAGAACCUUUGACCGAUUAGUUGUUCACGGAUACGGGGAGUCUGCUGCUAGUCUCGAUAAAAGCCAAGAUGACAGCAGCAAGGAACUGACAACAUACAAAAUAGUUGUCACUACUGGGUCUGGAAAAGGAUCCGGCACCAGGGCUCCAGUGUACAUCCAGAUGAAGGGGGAGACAGGUGUGAAGUCAGUGAAGAAGCGGCUGGUGGACAAACGUCACGUGACCAAGAAGACGAACGAGAUGUGUUUCAGGGAGGGCACUGCAAUUGCAUUUCGAAUGCACAAUGAAGACAUAGGAGAGUUGCACAGCAUCAAAGUGGACAUAGACCAGGCGUUUGACGACGAGUGUUGGUACUGUGACACCGUUACAGUCAAGAACAAAGCAACAGGAAAACAGUGGAAGUUUCCUUGUCAUCAGUGGAUAGGGUGGAACACAGAGUUGGGAGAAACCUAUUGCAUCAUAGAGUCAGAACAGAAACAAAUUCAAGAGACUUUCACUCUAUACCAGAUAACCUCAGUCACAGGUUCGGGUGCUAAUGACGGGACCUGCGCAAACGUAGCUAUUACUCUCUAUUCGACCACCUCUGACACUGGUCCACUCAUUCUAGAAAGAAACAGUGAUGACAUUUUCCAGCCAUCCAAAACGGAUGUUUUCACGAUGGAAGCCAAAGAAUUAGACGACAUCAUCAAAGUCCGAAUCAAACUUCUCGAGGACGACCCAACGGCCUCUGAUUGGUUCCUGGAACGACUCGCCAUCAAAGUCAGAUCUAGACCGAACGUCGUUUACUACGCCGCAUGUUCCGACUGUGUGUCCCAGUUUGGAAACCCAACUGACCUGAGAGUCUCCACAAACCCUCUGGAGUGCUUGAAGUGCAACAGGUUCAAGGUCACAGUGUUCACUGGGAAAGGGAGGGACCAUGGGACUAGUGCGAAUGCUUUCAUCGUCCUCUUCGGGAGUACUGGUCACUCAGACGAAAUUCUUCUCCAAAAUGACGGAACUUGUUUUGAACAGGGCAUCGUAUCCGAAUUCUCUAUCAGCACUCCCUUCCUCGGGGGUUUCGUGCGCCAGAUGCGACUGAGUCAUGACAGAAGGGGAGACAGGCCAGAGUGGUUCGUGGACAAGGUCAUUCUGGACCAGCUAGAUGCGCCCAGGAGAGUGUAUGAGUUUGAGUGUAGAAGGUGGCUUUCUUCUGAUAGGGACGACGGCAGCAUCAGUUGUGUCCUCAAGCCGACUGGGUUCGAAGACAUGGCAGAUGAUUUGACUGACGGGGACGGACUGAAGUCGACUGCGAACACUUUUGUCAUCACUGUGAAGACCAAUCUGGAGAAACAGCGACUGGACUCAACAGACAAGUGCACAUGUCUCUAUGUCAUCCUCUACGGAGAACAGAAGACAGGCGAAAUGGAUGGAUACCUGCAAGUGUCUUCUCCCAAACUGUUCAUCAAAGACGACUUCGCCUCAUCUGACAAAGUGACUUACACUCUCACCUGCGACAAUCCCAGUCCUCUGACUCAACUGUGCAUCGGACUCAAGGACCACUCGCAGGAGACAUUCGUGGAUGACGUCAUAGUGUACUGUCCGGAGACAUGUAUUCAGCAGGUGUUCACGUGUGGUGGAUGGCUCUCGGACAGGAGGGAUAACAAGUUGACGGAGAGGACUUUGUUCGAAAGGAUGGAUGAACGAGUCAUCCGAAAGCCAAACAGAACCUGGACGACGGAGAUAAUUGGUAAAAACGAAGAUGUGGAAGUUGAAGGCGAGCUGAAGUUGGUGUUUUGGGGGAGAGAAGGUCGCACCUCGAUGCAUACUAUCAUCAAUCCACGUUUCAACGAGCAGAUAACACUGUCAUUAGAAGACGUCGGAACUUUCUUCAAAGUUUCCCUUGAAUUCAAUCCAAAUGACUGUGGCGAUAACUCCGAGAUAUUCAUCAAGAGACUCUUUCUCAAUGGAAAGAAAAGACGCGAAGAGUAUCAGUUUGAAUUCAAACAACUUUUGUCGGCCGCUAGAGGGCCAUUUUACUCUUUGGCAACUGAUGUUCCUGCAUUCAGUGAUGGUUUGAAAGUGAAGCAAGCUAAAGUAGAGGAAUAUAAAAUAUCAAUCAAGACUUCGGAGACAAAAGGUGCUGACACUUCGGCACAGGCGUCUCUGGCUCUGGUGGGGAGUAAGAGUGACAGUGGGUACAGGAAGUUGUUCCUCAACCCUCAAAUCAACCCAGAGUCUCAUUCUAUUUUUCGCACAGGGCAAACAAACUACUUCGCCUUUAACUGUGUACAGCUGGGAGAAAUUGAACACAUUAUUCUCGGUCAUGAUGGCAAAGAAUCCGAACACGAUUGGCUGGUGGAGGAAGUGAUAGUCACGCCCCCUCCCGACUCAAAAGAGGACAGGCUGCUGUUCCCCUGUGGCCGGUGGAUAUCGGCAACCAAACACGACCGUCACACCCAGAUUACACUCUACCCAUUGGGCAAAGGUGGAGGCAAGGCAUUCUGCAGAGACUACAAGGUGCGGGUUCUAACAGCAGAUGUUCCAGACACUAUUGCAGACAUUGGAUCUGCCUUCAUUACCCUCAUCGGGACCAAAUCCGAAGCUACCAGUCUUAAACUGACAAAUCAGAAACAAACAACGACCGCCGGCGACAUUUUCAAACCAGGACAAUGGGCCGAAUUCGUUUUCCGAACUGCUGAACUCGGUGAAAUUCACCAAAUAGUGAUUGGCCACGAAGACGAAGAUAAAAAGUGGUUCGUGGAUAAAAUCGAAGUUUUCUGUGAACAAAGAUGUGAAAAAAUGUCUUUUCAUCCGCAAAGAUGGCUCGCAAAAAGCGAAGGCGAUGGAUGUUUAAACGUUUCAGUAGAUCCUUCUGAAGCUAUUCACGGACAGCCGAAAACUAGAUACGAUUUGACUAUCGAAACCGGACAGCAAGGCACAACUGGUGAUGUUUUCCUGACCUUAUUUGGAAGUUGGGGUAAAACUGAAGAAGUCUCUUUGCGAAAGUCAACGCACCAUUUCCAGUCUAACGGAAAAGAUCAUUUUGAUUUUCAAGAAACUGAUGUGGGCGAAAUAGAUAAAAUCAGAUUUAGAUAUGUGCCAAACGAGCUUGAAAGUUGGGAUUUAGACUUAGUCAAAGUUAUGAGAAAUGCUCCAAUAAAAUUAGACAGAUUGUCUGAGAAGGAAUGGAUGAAAAAAGGCGUUUCAGUAAGGCACAGUUUUGACAACCGAAAGCCCAAUGAUUUUUCAAAUGUUAAAUUUGACGUGAACUAUCUAUUUAAGUGCAACCAACAUUUCCGACCGACAAAAAUUAAUGCGAAACCGGUUCUAGAGUUUGUGCCUGAAAGUAUGAAAAAAUCUUCAAGAAGAAAAGAAGCAAAAACUGAGUCCUAUGACGUACUAAUUCAAACAGGUUCAAAUUCAGGGAAAACUCAAGACUUAAAAGAAAAUAGCUUUGCGAUAAAUCUAAUCGGGGCUCGUGGCGAUACUGGCUUCCGUGAAUUUUCAGGCCAGAUUUCUGAUGCUGGAAAAUUGAUCACAUUGACGGUUGAAACUUUAAAUAUCGGCAUGCCUGAAAAGGUGAUUCUUAAAGUCAAUGGUUCGCUCAAGUGGAAUGUAGAAACUGUCAGUUUACAAACAUCUAAAAAGGAGUUUUUCUUUCCAGCUGAAGUUUCGUUUGACGUCUACAACGAAGUUUCAGGGCAGAUAAAUCACACAUUAACUCCUAUGAACAAAAACUUUGUGAAAAACUUCCAAGAUAAACAGAAAAAAUCAAAAGGAAAAUGGAGUUUACGGUCCAAAUUUGGAUUAGAAAUGACAAUGGGAAAAGUUCUUUACAAAGUGAAAACAUUUGCAAAAUCUUUCGACGGCCUCGAAAAAUCAGACGGUGAUGUUUACAUGCACCUAAUUGGGAGUUUCUCGAAGUCAGAGAAAUUCAUCUUGAGCCAGUCAUUAUUACACAAUACGGCAUUCAAGUCAGGGCAAAUGGACGAAUUUGAUUUGGAAACAUUUGAUCUUGGAGCCAUCGAGUCUAUUCAUCUGGGCUGGAAACCAAAAGGUGCUUCUCACAAGUUUCCCUUUGAGAAAAUCCAAGUGAGGUCAGGUCAAAAAGGAACCCAAUGGUCGUUUGCUGAAAGUGGUUCUGCCCAAGAUGUUGAUCAAACCAAGAACCCUUCAGGGUACUGUGAACGAGUUCUGAACUACCUUCCUGCCUUCGUGAACACUUUUAAACCGAUGCGAUUUUAUGAAAUCAGGAUCAAGACUUCUGAUUCGAUCACAGAUGGCUCUACUGAUGCUAACGUGUACAUUCAGUUGUACGGGGAUGACUUGAAAAGCGAAGUUGUGAAUAUGGUAUCAAGGAAAGAUCUGAGGAGCAACUGUUUCAAUUUGGGCUCCGAAGACGUCUUCAUCAGGGAAAUGGAGAACAUUGGAGACUCUAUUCGCAAAAUUCGCAUAGGCCACAACAACUCUGGAUUUAAGCCCGGAUGGCAUCUGGCAUGGGUAGAGAUACGAGAACUGCUCGGAGAAUACGACUCCCUCUGCUACCGAUUCGAGUGCAACAGAUGGCUGGCCCGAAGCGAAGACGACAAAGCAACCGAGAGAGAACUAAAUCCAACUAAAAUUUGGGCUCUCAAAUAUGAUGCAAAUGGGAAUCUGGAGAAAACUGAGAAGACGGUGGAGAAGUUAGCCAUCAAACAAUACAAAGUGCACGUGUACACAGGGAGCGUACCAGCAGCAAAAAUUAAGGGAGCAGGUACAGAUGCGAAUGUGUUCCUGACCCUGUUCGGGGAUCUGGGCGACACCGGCGAGAGGCCUCUGAAGCACUCGGACUCUAACAUCAACAAGUUUGAGCAGAAUGACGUGGAUGUGUUCACACUGGAGGCUGCCGACCUCGGACAACUCUACAAGUGUUUCGUCAGACACGACAACAAGGGUGUGGUUGGAGCUGCUUGGUUUCUGGGCAAGAUAGAAGUUGAAACUUCAUCGUCGCCCGACAAGAAGACAGUGUUCUUCUGUGAGAGAUGGCUUUCUAAACAAGACGAUGACAAAAAGAUAGAGCGAACCCUCUACGCACAAGGCUAUCAUGGCUCACUAAUUGGGGAGCAUGACUUCACACUGGCUGACCACGUUUUGUACUAUGUGAAGGUGAACACAGGGCGUGAACAAGACAUGGGCACUAAUGCAAGUGCAUUUGUAAACUUGUUCGGAGCAGAUGGGAGUAACACAGGGAAGAUGGCGUUGCGCCACACGACUGAGACCCAGUUCAAGCCCUCUUCCUCGGAGGAGUUCCAGAUGUGGGCUGCCAGAGUGGGACAGAGUGUGCGAAGGGUGGAUGUGAGUCAUGAUGGACUGGGGGAGGGACAGGACUGGUUCAUAGAUAGUGUGGAAGUGAACAUUCCGCAGAUGGGCAAAAACUACAUAUUCAAGAUGAACGAGUGGAUUGGAGCUUCAAAGGGUGGCGGGAAGCUGGAAAAAACUCUAAUUGCUUCAGACACAGAAACAGUCAACUACGUGCCAAGGGAGACUUAUCUUCUAACAGUUCACACCGGAGACAAAUUCCAGGCAGGAACAGAUUGCAGAAUCACAGCUACAUUCUUCGGAACAAGCGGGACUUCGGAUCCGAUCACGCUUCCAAAGAACGAGAGUCGAUUCGAACGCGGUCGCAAAGACAGCAUUCUGGUUAAUUUCGACGAUAUAGCAAAUUUGGUCAAAAUGCGACUUACUGUUACUUCUAGUGGAUAUAGAACUGGCUGGUUCCUGGAAAAAAUAGUUGCUCAAAAAAUCGGAAAAUACCAAUCAGAACCUGUGACGUUUAGUUACAACGACUGGCUCAACUCGAAAACAAAAAACACUUCAACAGUCACGAUUAUUGGAGAAAGUUCGGGCAACAAACUAUUGACUAACUGCGGAUACGAGGUUUCGGUUUCAACUUCGGAUAAACGAGGAGCAGGUACUGACGCAAAUGUUAAUUUGAUACUUUUUGGAGAAUUUGGCGACAGCGGAGAAUUGGCUCUGAAAGAGUCGAAGACAAACAAAAAUAAAUUUGAGAGUAAUCAGACUGAUAAAUUUGAGUUUGGGGACUUGGAGGAUUUGGGCCAGUUGCAGAAAGUGAGGAUUUGGCACGACAACUCUGGAUUGGGAGCUUCUUGGCACCUAAAAGAGGUGAUUGUGCGCAACAUGAAAACCAAUACCACCACCAAAUUCGCAUGCGACAAAUGGCUCUCGAGAAGCGAAGACGACAAACAAAUAUCACGGGAACUGUUCAGUCAUCAAACUGAAAAGUCAAACACACGGCAGGACUCAAUGGCAAAAUUCAGGGCUGUUAUCUCACUGAAGCCAAGCGCCAAAAAUUCUAAGUACCCGAACGGAAACCUAACCUUUCAACUAAAAAGUUACGGCAAAGAAACGGGAUUAGUUGAGAUACCAGUGAACCAAAAAACAAUUUCUAAAAACAGUGAAAUAGAACAUGACUUUAAAGAUACAAAUCUGACCAACGUAACUGAUAUGCUGGUGAAUUUUGUGCCUGCAGUGGAUGGCGAAUCCGUUUUCUGCCAAUCGAUUCAGUUGGCUAAUUUGACAUCGAGAGUGAACUUCACUUUCGUGAUUGAGUCUGAGCUUCCAAACGACAAAAGUCCCUAUGAGCCGAUGUUCAUUCAGCCGAAAGACAACCCAAGCGACAGAAAGAGCGCAAUGGCACAGCAGAUUGCAUACGAAAUCAAGGUUUUCACAGGCAGCAAAAUUGGAGCAGGGACUGACUCCAAUGUGUUUAUAACAGUGUUUGGCAGCAAAGGCAACAGUGGCAAACACAAACUGGCAGACUCCAAGGAGAACAUCAACAAAUUCGAGAGAAAACAGCUGGAUUCGUUCGAUUUGAAGUUUGGCGACGUCGGAGAAAUGCAGAAAAUAAUCAUCGAGCAUGACAAUUCCGGGCAAGGUGCUGCCUGGUAUUUGGACCGCGUAGAAAUACUAGACAAAAACCGAGAGCAAACUUCGGUGUUUCCAUGUCAAAAGUGGUUCGACAAAACGAAAGGCGACCAACUAAUAUCACGAGAGUUGUUUGCGCGCCAACAGAAGAAAUCAGACAAUACCCUUAGCAAGAAGUGAGCUGAAAACUAACAACAACGGAGCAUCUAUUUUUAAACAUUGUAUGAAUAUAAUUUGCUGUAUUAAAUAUAAGAAUCGAGAGAUUUAUGGUAACAUCAUAACAACAAAAUAUGCACAAAUUCAAUUAUUAUCAUAGCCGACAGACAGUUGGAAAAGUGU
This is a messenger RNA of Symsagittifera roscoffensis, 7693 nucleotides long. Its product is annotated as lipoxygenase homology domain-containing protein 1-like. Gene Ontology annotation, molecular function: protein binding. The coding region runs from base 149 to 7534 and encodes 2461 amino acids. NCBI's taxonomy places the organism in Eukaryota, Metazoa, Xenacoelomorpha, Acoela, Convolutidae. The record is from RefSeq and is a predicted model, not a curated record. The transcript has 23 exons.